Messenger RNA from Podospora pseudopauciseta, 606 nucleotides. RefSeq lists its product as uncharacterized. The record is from RefSeq and is a predicted model, not a curated record. NCBI's taxonomy places the organism in Eukaryota, Fungi, Ascomycota, Sordariomycetes, Sordariales, Podosporaceae. Bases 304 to 606 code for a protein of 100 amino acids. The transcript is spliced from 3 exons.
AUCAAUGCAGGAUAUGCAGCACACCAUCACCCAGCACCGAGGCGCUAUUCUUUUAGUGUCUUCUCCCGCCUGGCUAUCGGCAGCAAUUCUCCAGCUUUUUGCUGUCUUUUCUCUCCGGACAUACUUGCUGCUUGCUCCCCAGUCCUGCAUUGCAUCACCGGCUCUCAGAUGUCGUUGGCAGUUGACGCUGCCCAGCGAAGAAGACCCCGCGAUUACUUGGCAUAGAGAGCAGGGGGAUCUGAUUGGCCAAAAGUUUGCUUGGAUGACGAAGGGGUCUGGUGAAAAACCUCUUGUCGCCAAUCGAUGAGCCGCCAGAUCCUUUCCCGCCCAACGAACCUCCAGCCUCCGCCUCUUUGGGGUGACGACGCUCUCGAUUUCAGAUUUCCCUCACCUUCACCACCUGAAACCUCUUCGGGAAAUUCCACAAAUUGUCAUGGGAUUUGUUCACCAACGGUACCAAGCCCCGCCAGCAUCAGCAAGCUGGAAGCGCUAGAACCGCAGGUCGGUCCCCACGUUGCCGUCCCCUGUCCGGCACCAGUUUCCGAUGCGAUCCCAAGAACUGGGCACUUCUGGGCGUUGCUGGGCAUCGCUGAUGAAUAUCAAUGA